This is a messenger RNA of Cantharellus anzutake, 1328 nucleotides long. RefSeq names its product tRNA-splicing endonuclease subunit sen54 N-term-domain-containing protein. Gene Ontology annotation, cellular component: tRNA-intron endonuclease complex. NCBI's taxonomy places the organism in Eukaryota, Fungi, Basidiomycota, Agaricomycetes, Cantharellales, Hydnaceae. Gene Ontology annotation, biological process: tRNA-type intron splice site recognition and cleavage. The record is from RefSeq and is a predicted model, not a curated record. The transcript has 5 exons. Bases 101 to 1246 code for a protein of 381 amino acids.
AGGUGGCCCAAAGGUUCGCAUACCUAAAAGAGGAGAGAAGGACUUUGAGCCCGCUGGUUCUCGGCUGCAAGAUUAUACUCUGAGUCAAUCGCGCGAAGCAAUGGUGGACGCCCUUAAAGGGGUACGAGGAACUUCAAGUAAGAAUAUGUCAUAUGCUGUGUGGCUGCCUGGGCUGUCCAGAGCCCAGGUCUUCCAAUCUCGCGGUAUCCACUUCAACAACAUGGGCCAUUCUGUUCGACGUUUGGUUAAAUAUGAUCCCGGAGAGAAGCCAAGGACAGUGACAAGGCUUGAAUUGUUACCCGAAGAAGCCUUGUAUCUUCUCGAACGUGGUACAUUGACAUGCUAUAAGGCGACUUCAAACGACGAGGGGGACGCGUUGUCGGAUCCUUCUAAUAUUGCGUCGCUAUUGGCUUCGGGGGCUACCAUUUCUGCUCAGCAAGCGUACGCCGAGUUUAUCGGUACAGAAGACUUAACAUUAGAGAGGUAUCAGUGCUACGCAUACCUGAAACGUCUGGGUUUUAUUAUUACUAGAGCAGUCUCUCCACUAUCGUCCCCCUCAUAUCCCCAACCGCCCCCAUAUGGUCCAUCAGAAAAAUCUUCGUUACAAGCACCCUCUAUCUGGAAGACUAUUCUCAGUUGUCUGCAACGAGUUCGAUCGCACCUCACCCAGAUAUUUGUCUGUCCACAUCACACCGGAUGGUUGAAACCAUUAUGGCGAACAUCGUUUGGUUGGUUGAGCUCAUGCGACUAUCCCACAAUCUUCCGACACUUAAGAAUCAUCCCAGCUGGCCAUUUAAACCCAUUAAGUACUACUCGACCUAUUAAUUCCUCUCCCUACAAGAUAUUCUAUCACAUGUGGAAACCGAAUUCGGCUUGGAAGAAAACUGCACCACCGUAUCCCGAUUUUGAACUUAUCGUGAUUGAUGGUCGUACAACUCCUAUCCCGUCAAUAUAUGAAUUAACGACGGUAUUUGGGAUGCUCCCACAAGUCCCUCCACCUCUCCCACGGCGCAAGAAUCCUCCACGCCCGCCGCCUGCACCCCUUGGUCUUACAUUAAAGAACCUACUAACGCUUGCAUGGCUUAAAGGAAAGCUAUUUCCACCAAAACCUGUGCUACCCACCCCCCACCCGUUUGCUGCAAUUCGGGCAGGUCAUAAGAGCGUAGUAAUUGGAGUUGUCGAUGCAGGAACGUUAUCAUUCUUUAGAUUUGCACAGGGUUGCCUCGAGGAAUGGCCGAUGAUGUAGAAUAAAUAACAAGGCACCGUGUGCGAAUACUAUACAUGCGAGGUCGCCCUCGUAUUAUGGCAAUUAAAAUGGUAGUACAGUG